AUGGCACGGUGCUACUGUCACUGGCGGAGGUUGCUGAUUUGCCUGUGCACCCCAUGCAUCCUCCUCGUCCUGAUGUUCAUCUACGUCACUGUGAUGGUGUCUUUAAACAUGACAGCUGCAGCAGGAGGGGAGACUUCAGUUUGGGUGACCAAGACUGACAGAGUCCACUUUAUUGCCUCAGGAACGUACACAAUCGAAGGCUUAGCCCCACUGCCUAAAACCUUCUGGGACCCCCACCCACACAGUGGUGCCCUCUGGAACCAUCUCCAGCUGGUCAUCGACCGCCAUUACAACCCCAUCCUGAGCCCCAAGAACACUGAGAGAGGAACAAUUAACACCUCUCACGAGUCUCUGCUGCAGCAAAGUUUCUCAACAGCUCAUUAUUGGGAAAACAUGACAGAAUUUGCAAAACUACCACAGCAAAUGCAGAAUUUUGCAAGCAACAUGCACAAGAGGGAUUACCCCAUCCUCAUCCAGCCAAAUGUGACAUGUGGAGCAGGGGCAGAGGAAGAGGAGGAGCCCCCACUGCUCCUCCUUGCCAUCAAGACAACAGAGGAGAACUAUGAGAAUCGUCAGGCCAUCCGUGAGUCCUGGGGUCAGGUGGGCUGGGUGGCAGGACGGAGACAAGACAGUGGAGGAGGAAGAGGAGAAAGUGUGGGAAAAAAGAGUGGAGGCUAUGUCCGCAGGGUGUUCCUGCUAGGAAGAACUAACCACAAGGAGCAGGGAGCGUACACUGAGUUACUGCAGCAGGAGAGUCAACGUUAUGGAGACAUUCUCCAGUGGGACUUCACUGACUCCUUCUUCAACCUCACCUUGAAAGAUGUGCUCUUCUGGGGCUGGUUCUCACAUCAUUGUGACCGGACCCACUUCAUCUUUAAGGGAGAUGACGACAUCUUCGUCAACAUCCCUGCCAUGAUAGAUUAUCUCCAGGAUCAACUACAGAAGCCAAAAGCACACAAAGCCAUGAGAGAUUUUAUGGUAGGAGAUGUCAUUGGUGCAGCCCAACCUAUCAGAGAAUACAAAUCCAAGUACUUUGUGCCAGCAAGCUUCUACAAGGGCUUUUAUCCUGCUUAUGCUGGCGGGGGAGGGGUGGUGUAUUCAGGCCUGUUGACCAAACGUCUCAACAUAAUAUCUAAAAGCAUUCACCUGUUCCCCAUUGACGACGUUUACGUGGGGAUGUGUAUGAUUAGGUUGAAGGCCUACCCCAUCCAUAACCCUGCCUUUCUGACAUUUGACUUCCCCGGUAAAGAGGAAAGUAAGCCAUGUGCCUACCACACAAUCUUACUGGUCCACAAACGAAUCCCCUCCCAGAUUGUUACGCUGUGGGCGAGGCUAAAAGACACAAAGACUCAGUGUUUGAAUGUAACUCUGAGGAACAAAACCAACAAACACAAGAAUAGGAAUAUCGCACCAAAAAAAUCAUGA
Molecule: messenger RNA, 1425 nt
Organism: Myripristis murdjan (pinecone soldierfish)
Lineage: Eukaryota; Metazoa; Chordata; Actinopteri; Holocentriformes; Holocentridae
Product: N-acetyllactosaminide beta-1,3-N-acetylglucosaminyltransferase 2
Exons: 1
Coding region: 1-1425 (474 amino acids)
Biological process (GO): protein O-linked glycosylation; poly-N-acetyllactosamine biosynthetic process
Cellular component (GO): Golgi membrane
Molecular function (GO): UDP-glycosyltransferase activity; hexosyltransferase activity
Source: RefSeq, a predicted model, not a curated record